UAGAACGAGAUAAGACAACAUGAAUCCCCCAUCGGCUGAUACACCACCCGUUAUAAGACCUUUAACAGCUGCCCUGCAAGAAGUGGCCAUACAAGAAUUGAAUGAAAAUCCCAAACAAUUGGAAGAGGAUGUUUUAAGAUUGAGACAAUGGAUUUUAAGCCAGCCCCACUUAAAGGCCAGAACCAACGAUCAGUUUCUAUUGGCCUUUCUAAGAGGUACAAAGUUUAGUUUGGAAAGAGCUAAACAGAAAAUCGAUCGUUAUUAUACACUAAAAGCUGCCAUACCGGAAGUAUUCAAUGAAAAGAGAGUGGUGGAUCAUCCCCAAGUAUUGGAGAUAGUAAGAAUGGGCAUUAUUUUACAAAUUCCUAUACCCGAGGAUGAGGGUAGGCCGUGUGUUACCAUUAUUAGAGCCACUGCUUAUGAUACCACUAAAUACAAAUUUGAGGAUAUUAUUAGAGUUGGCUCCAUGUUUGGUGAGAUCAUGAUGAUAGAAGAUGACAAUUCCACGGUAUGCGGCUAUAUGGAAGUUAUGGAUAUGGUGGGUGUAACGGGCACGCAUUUGUUUAAUUUACAACCGGACUUGUUAAAGAAAUUCUCAGUAUUUGCCGAUGAGGCCAUGCCCAUGCGUCAAAAGGGUACCUGUUUUAUUAAUGUACCAGGACCUUUUGAGAAAGGUUUCAACACUCUAAAAGGUUUCUUUCCCGAAAAAAUGAAAAGUAGAAUUUCUGUCAGCUCCACACCCGACAUUAUUUACGAUCAUGUACCCCGUGAGUAUUUGCCGGAAGAAUAUGGUGGCACCAAUGGCACCAUGCAGGAUAUUAUUGAACGCAUGGAAGCGAAAUUAUUAAAAUAUCGCGACUACUUUUUGGAUGAACCCAAUUAUGGUACAGAGGAAAAAUUACGAGAGGAUGGCUUACCAUUUGAUUAUGAAAGUUAUUUUGGUAUAGAGGGUUCUUUUAAACAAUUGGACAUCGAUUAAUUGGUUGAUCUAUAAUACUACUUUACUAAAAGCUCGUUUCAUUUUGUACUACUCCUAAUUAGUUUAAUAUUACUAUUAUUAUUACUUAUUAUUAUUAUAUAUAUCGUUAUUGUUGUUUUUU
Calliphora vicina (urban bluebottle blowfly) is the source of this 1100-nucleotide messenger RNA. RefSeq names its product retinol-binding protein pinta-like. The record is from RefSeq and is a predicted model, not a curated record. Bases 20 to 979 code for a protein of 319 amino acids. Gene Ontology annotation, molecular function: phosphatidylinositol bisphosphate binding. Gene Ontology annotation, cellular component: membrane. The transcript has 3 exons. NCBI's taxonomy places the organism in Eukaryota, Metazoa, Arthropoda, Insecta, Diptera, Calliphoridae.